Cannabis sativa is the source of this 3036-nucleotide messenger RNA. Its product is annotated as receptor-like protein 6. Lineage: Eukaryota; Viridiplantae; Streptophyta; Magnoliopsida; Rosales; Cannabaceae. The coding region runs from base 24 to 2696 and encodes 890 amino acids. The transcript has 2 exons. Gene Ontology annotation, molecular function: protein binding. The record is from RefSeq and is a predicted model, not a curated record.
AGAAAAGAAACACUACUAGCUAUAUGGCUCUUAUGUCAUCAUUAGUUGUGAUGUUUUUCAAACUUGUUUUGUUGUUUCAUCCUCUCCUACUACUCUCUAAUCAUCAUCCUUUUGUUAAUUCUGUGCAGCCUUUUUGCCAUGAUGAAGAGAGAAGUGCUUUGAUCCACUUCAACCAAAGCUUUGAAAUAGAUUGCCAACCUAGAGUCGAUAAAAAUCAUCAAUUUGUUCCUAUCUAUCCAAAGACAUCAACUUGGGGAUCAAACGGUACCAAUUGUUGCGCAUGGGAUGGUGUUGAAUGUGACUUGGUGACUGGUCAUGUCACUGGUCUUAACCUUAGUGGUUCUUGUCUCUACGGCUCAAUCUACUCCAACAGCACUCUCUUUCACCUUGUUCAUCUUCAAAAGCUUCAUCUUGCCUUUAAUAACUUCACUUUCUCUCCAAUUCCUACAACCAUAGCAGUAUUUUCAGAGUUGACAUUUCUUAACUUGGGUUACUCUUUCUUCCAAGGUGAGAUUCCAACUGAAGUUUCACUUUUGUCUAAGUUAUAUUACCUUUACUUGUCAGGCAAUGUUGAUGGUAACAAUCAACCACUUUCGAGUUUGAAACUUGAAAAAAUUAAUCUUGAAAGCCUGGCAAAAAACUUAACUACCUUGAGCAUUCUUGUACUAAAUUAUGUGGACAUGAGGUAUGAACUAGGUGAUUCUUUAGCAAACUUGACUUCUUUGACACAACUUCAGCUAUGGGGUUGUGGUUUGUAUGGGCCUAUUCCAUCUUCAAUAGGUAAAUUAAGCCAACUUAACCUUAUUAAUCUCCACUAUAAUAGUUUUGCUGGUUACAUCCCAUCUUCUUUUCAAAAUCUCACCCUACUUUCCACUAUGUCAUUAACGAGCAAUCAAAUUUCUGGGACCAUUCCUUCGUGGUUUGGAAAUCUUACUGAAUUAAAACGUUUGGACAUAGCUUCAAACAAUUUGACUGGUUCAGUUCCACCAUCAUUGUCCAAUCUCAAAAAUCUUGAAUUUCUCCGUCUCAUAAACAAUAGUUUAAGUGGCACAUUGAAGUUUGAUUAUUUCCUCAAAUUGAAAAAUCUCUAUGCUCUAGGUCUAGGCUACAAUAUGAUUUCAUUAUUACUCAAUGACGAAAGAAAAAGAGAGCUUAACACCACACUUCCAAAGCUUAGACUUCUAGACUUGGGUUCUUGUAACUUGAGCAGAUUUCCUGAUUUUAUUGUUCAUCAAAAUAAUCUUGUCUAUAUGGACCUUUCUUAUAACCAUAUACAUGGCCAAAUUCCAAAAGAUCUGAUGAACUCAAGUCUUCAAAGCUUGGAAGUGAUGGAUUUAUCCAACAACUGGAUAACAGGGUUUCAAAACUACACAACUAUUCUACCUUGGUCUAAUUUGCGUGCUUACGACAUGCAAUCUAACUUGUUACAAGGAAAACUUCCAAUUCCACCAUCAUCUAUCAGACAUUAUGAUAUGUCUAACAAUAUUCUAAGCGGUCAAAUUCCCUCAUCGAUAUGCAAUUUGAGUUCUAUUUUGGUUCUUGAGUUGUCAAAUAAUAACUUGAGCGGAGAAUUUCCACUUUGUUCGGGCAGUGGGAUUAGUGACUCCAUCUUAGUUUUAAAUUUGAGAAACAACUCUUUUCACGGCACUAUUCCUCUUCAAUGUCAGCCGGACAGUAAGUUAAGAAUGGUAGAUUUCAGUCACAAUCAUUUUCAAGGGAAACUUCAACAACCAUUCACUAUUUGUAUGAAUCUUGAGUACCUUGAUUUCUCUUUCAAUCAACUCAGUGAUGUGUUCCCCACUUGGUUGGGGAGUUUUACUCAGUUAAGAGUUGUUUUGAUGAGAGAAAAUGAAUUUCAUGGAGUUAUAGGGAAUCCUCAAAAUACUACGAAUGAGUUUGCAAAGUUACAAAUUAUUGAUCUGUCUCACAAUUAUUUCACAGGGGCAAUUCCUUUUGAAUAUAUGUUAUCUUGGAAUGCAAUGAAAGAUUUCAAGAUGAGCAAUUUGACAUAUAUGAAUGCACUAGAAAAUAUCACCUAUAACACGGGUGUCAUUCGUCGCGACUUCUUUAAGUAUGAUUAUUCAACAACAUUUGUGUUGAAAAGUGUUGCAACACACUACGGAAAGAUCCCGAUGAACCUAGCUGUGAUUGAUCUAUCAAGCAAUAAUUUCAGUGGUCAAAUUCCUGAAAUCAUUGGAAACCUCAAGGCUCUUUACUCGCUCAACCUCUCAAACAAUGCGCUCAACGGACGCAUUCCACCAUCAUUGGGGACACUAACAGAGCUGGAAUCGUUAGAUCUUUCUCAAAACCAGUUGUCGGGAGAGAUUCCUCAGCAACUAACUGAUCUAAAAUUCCUCCAAAAGUUUGACGUGUCUUACAAUAAUCUCACAGGUCUUAUACCGCGAGAGAACCAAUUCCAUACAUUUGAGAACAACUCUUUUGAGGGUAAUGAAGAAUUGUGCGGAGAACCACUGUCAAAGAAAUGUGGAGACUCACUGCUCCCACCAUCAACUUCCAAUGAAGAUGAUGAUUCUGAUUCUGGGAUUGAACUAGAUUGGAAAUUCAUUUUGGCAGGACUUAUGAGUGGGCUUGUUAUUGGAGUCUCUGUUGGGGAAAUGUUGAUCCCAAGGACGCGCUUGGCAUGGUUUGUUUACAUCUCUAGAACAAGACUAAGGGAGAUGAUGAUCAGAAACUAAGAAUAAAUUUAUCUUUUAUAAAUGCAAUUGUAAUUGGACGAAAUGUUGGCUUCAGGAUUCGGUUGAAGACAAUGUCAAUAUUGCAGCCUCUUUGUUGUUGUUUCAAGAAUAAUUUGACUUAGAAUCUAGCAGAAGGUUAAAAGACCAUGAAGUUUUGCUUGUUUUUACUUUCUUUUUUGUGGUAUUUUUUCUUAUUUGUUUUGUUUUCUUAGAGAGUUGUGGUAUUAUGAGUUUCCUUUGUUUUCACUUGGGUUUUAGUUUUGUACUAGGCAAUGAUCACUUAAAAACUCUUAAGUGACAUGCUUUAUUUAUAAAGUUUGAUCUUGCUUUCUAAGUGUUA